UAUUAAUUUAUUUUUUAUUGUAAAUAAUAUAAAAAGAAUGUAAUAUUAUAAAAUAGAAUAAAAUAAAUCCAUGAGAUAUUAAAAAUUAAUUGGUUUUUUAAAACAACAGAAAUAAAGAUGUAGUUCUAAAAUAUUGCGUAAAAUUUUAGAAGAUAUUUUAUAUUAGAAAUAUAUUUUAUAAUUAUUUUAGAAUUAAUACAUGGCGUUAUUUACAUAUGGGUAUCGUAACAGUAUUAUGUGUGGCAUUGUCUUCUUUAAUUAUAAACUUCAGAAAUAGAAAAUUAACGUUUAAAGCUUGGUUGCCAUUUGAUUAUUCGUCGGAAAUACUUUUUUACAUAACGUUUACUCAUCAACUGAUUAGCAUUGUUGCUGCAGUGUUCGUAAAUGUUGGUUGCGAUACUCUCAUCUGCGGAUUAUUGGUCCACAUUUGCUGUCAAAUUGAGAUUUUGACGUAUCGUCUAAGAAAAAUUAUGUCUUAUUCAAAUAUUCUUCGCGAUUGCAUUUAUCAACAUUAUCAUAUUUUCAGAUUUGCUGUUAUUGUAAAUGCAAAGUUUAAAUUGACCAUUACUAUACAAUUUGUAAUGAGUACAGUGAUAUUAUGCUUUAGCCUUUAUCAUUUAAGUAGAACAACAUCCAAAGCUAAAUAUCUUGAAACAACAUUAUAUAUAUGUUGCUUUUUAACACAACUUUUUAUAUAUUGUUGGUAUGGGAACGAAGUAAAGGUAAAGAGCUAUGAAAUAAUUGAUAAAAUUUUCGAAAUAGAAUGGUUGACAUUAGACGAAGAUAGUAAGAAAGCUCUAAUAAUGAUAAUAAGACGAGCACUUGUGCCUAUUCAGAUUAUGUGUACUUAUACUAUUCCUAUGAAUCUCAAUUCCUUCAUGAAUGUUAGUAUAAAUAUUACUGAAACUAAUUUUGUCAACAAAUUUCAUUUUCAUAUAUACUUAAAUUUCUUUAUAUUUAAACAGAGAUAUAUACAUGGUAUAUAGAUAUAUAUUAUAUUAUUAAAAUAUUUUAUAAAUUUAAAGUAAAUUUUUAAUUAAUUAAUAAAUUGAAAUACGUAGCUUAUUAAUUAAAUUGGAAACAGUAUAAAUAAAUUCAACAUUAUAUAAAUUUAAUGUUAACGUUUAAAGUUGUUGUUGGCGGAAUUAGCUGCAAACUUAUUAAUUACUAAAUUUAUUAAAAUAUAGAUUAUAAAUGUCUAUAUUCUA
Molecule: messenger RNA, 1208 nt
Organism: Solenopsis invicta (red fire ant)
Lineage: Eukaryota; Metazoa; Arthropoda; Insecta; Hymenoptera; Formicidae
Product: odorant receptor Or1
Exons: 3
Coding region: 216-986 (256 amino acids)
Biological process (GO): detection of chemical stimulus involved in sensory perception of smell; sensory perception of smell
Cellular component (GO): plasma membrane
Molecular function (GO): olfactory receptor activity; odorant binding
Source: RefSeq, a predicted model, not a curated record